Molecule: messenger RNA, 981 nt
Organism: Candidula unifasciata
Lineage: Eukaryota; Metazoa; Mollusca; Gastropoda; Stylommatophora; Geomitridae
Source: the annotation of a GenBank genome assembly
AUGGAAGUGUUGCCGUUUGUGGAUAUUUUAAAAGUGUUCAAUAACCCCAUUAAUGAGGAGCAAGCUUGGGCUGUGUGUUACCAGUGUGCCCAAUUUUUAUUUCAUAAUCAGAUACAGGAAUAUUAUCAGUUUGUGUACGAUUACGGCAUUCAUAGCAUCUGGUUGAGCAGACAAGGCGAUGUUUUGUUCAGAAAGAUGCCGCCAGAUGUGAAUACAGCGUUUGGGAAAGGGUCACCUCAUAAUCAGCACGGCGUGCAUGGACCCACAUGGCCCACCACAGACCUGUCCAAGCGCAAGCGACACCUCAUGGCUACAGAAAUGGAUGCGGUUCAAGCGCUGGGCACAGCCAUCUUUGAGGCCCUGGAUUACGGCAUCGACCCAUCGGAGGAACGCCAGUUGAGCCAGGAGCUGGAGACUCUCAUUGUCACCAUGACCAACGCCGACAGUUCGCUGGAGUAUGACCCGGAUGCACAGAAUGCUGAUGACGAGGGCAUUGAGAAGGACUCGGACAUAGAACAUCGGUGUGUCCUGCUGGACGUGAUUAGGCUGUGUAGCCAGCACCUGUCCAGCAAGCAAGACGCCCAGCACCACUACAAGGCUGUGUGUCGGGCGCUAGCCACCGAAGCUGGGGAAUUGUUCACAUUCCUAGACAGGAUCGCCUCCUGCAAGGAGAAACUGUCAGAAACAAAGGAUGAAGAUGCCAAGAGACUGGAGGAGCUACAGAGGGCUGACUGGGCCUGCCUGUGGGUACAGGUGACCAGGUCGUUACGUCAGGGCGUCCGCUUGAAGAAAGUGGAACAUACCAGCCUGCCACCACUGGAGUUUGAACUGACGCCCUUCGAAAUGCUGCUGGAGGAUAUACGCUCUCGGAGAUAUACACUGCACAAGAUCAUGGUCAAUGGCGAGAUUCCCCACAAGGUCAAGGACAACGCCCAUGCGGUUAUACUGGACUUUAUCCGGUCUCGUCCUCCAUUGAAGAAG